Molecule: messenger RNA, 1365 nt
Organism: Aspergillus fijiensis CBS 313.89
Lineage: Eukaryota; Fungi; Ascomycota; Eurotiomycetes; Eurotiales; Aspergillaceae
Product: putative dipeptidase
Exons: 3
Coding region: 1-1365 (454 amino acids)
Biological process (GO): proteolysis
Molecular function (GO): metallodipeptidase activity
Source: RefSeq, a predicted model, not a curated record
AUGGACACCAAGCUUGAUCCUGAAUCGGGUGUGCAUCUAUCGGAUGCCGCACAUCAUACACAGACCCGUUCUUUCUACGCACGCAACAAGAGUCGCUUGGCCCUGACUCUUAUCGCUGCGUGCCUUCUGGCUGUCUUGAGCAACACUCGUACGAUCGGUGCUCGGAAAUGCAGUCUACCACUCUCCAUCGAGCAGCGAGUGAAACGUAUCUUGACAGAAACACCCCUCAUAGACGGCCAUGAUGACCUUCCGAUUUUCAUCCGAGAAAGAUUCCAGAAUCACAUCUACGACGACGAGUUCAAGACUCCAUUUACCAAAGGCGACUUGGUAGGCCAUGUAGAUCUACCCAGACUAGCCAAAGGCAGGGUCGGUGGCACUUUCUGGAGCGUCUUCGUUCAGUGUCCCGCCAACUGGACCGAUCUCUCCGACGCCAACUAUGCGACUAGCGUCCGCCAGACAAUUGAGCAGGUAGACGUUAUGCUGCGCCUACAGCAGUCUUACCCCGAUACGUUCUCCGCGCCUCCGAAUGGCACGACUGCUCUUCAAGCCUUCCGUGAUGGGAAGAUCAUCUCCCCACUAGGGAUGGAAGGGCUACAUUCGAUCGGCAACUCACUGGCCCUACUGCGAGACUUCCAUGCGCGUGGUGUUGCGUAUGCCACACUCACCCACAACUGCCACAACCGGUAUGCCGAUGCGGCCCUCGUUGAAAUUCCUGGUGGUAUCAAGAAAGCGGAUCCUCUCUGGCACGGAGUUAGCGAAGCGGGCAAAACGCUCGUGCACGAGAUGAACCGACUCGGCAUGAUUGUCGACUUGUCGCACGUGAGCACAGACACGAUGCGUGAUGUUUUAGGGGCCGGAAAGGAUGACUGGACCGGCAGCCGCGCGCCAGUCAUCUUCAGUCACAGCUCCGCAUAUGCCGUCUGUCCUCAUCCAAGAAAUGUCCCUGACGAUAUCUUGGAGCUGGUCAGAGCACGCAGGUCACUGGUUAUGGUCAAUUUCGCUCCGGAUUUUGUUUCGUGCACUGCCUCGGAAGAUCCCAAGGGGCUGCCCCAUUUCGAGCCCGAGACUGCCACCCUGGCGCACGUUGUGGAUCAUAUUGUGCAUAUCGGCGAACUGAUUGGCUUCGAUCACGUUGGCUUAGGAAGCGACUUUGACGGGAUUCCCACUGUUCCCCGGGGUCUCGAGGAUGUGUCCAAGUAUCCGGACUUGAUCGCGGAGUUGUUGAAGCGAGGUGUCAGUGAUGAGGAUGCAGGAAAGAUAGCCGGAGGCAAUUUGCUGCGAGUGUGGAAGGAAGUCGAUGACGUUGCUCUCCAAUUGCAGGCUGAGGGGGCACUUCCAGCUGAGGAUGACUUUUCUCAUGCCUGA